UACCCACAGCUAGCCACCCACCCACUCCAGCCUCCAAGGAACCGUAGCAGCCGCUGCCACUUCAGCGAGUAGCGAAGAUGUUCGGAGUGAAGAUCCCGAUCAUCGACGACCUGACGGGCGGCAACAAGCAUGGCCACUUGAAUGGCAACGUGGUGCUCAUGCGCAAGAACGUCCUCGACGUCAACAGCAUCGCCGGCUCCCUCAUCGACGGCAUCUCCGAGUUCCUCGGCCGCGGCGUCACCUGCCAGCUCAUCAGCUCCACAGUCGUCGACCCCAACAACGGGAACCGCGGCAAGGUGGGCGCGGAGGCGAGCCUGGAGCAGUGGCUGCUGAACCCGCCGCCGCUUCUCGCCGGCGAGAACCAGUUCAGCGUCACGUUCGACUGGGAGGUGGAGAAGCACGGCGUCCCCGGCGCCAUCAUCGUCACGAACAACCACGCCUCCGAGUUCUUCCUCAAGACCAUCACCCUCGACAACGUCCCCGGCCGCGGCACCGUCGUCUUCGUCGCCAACUCAUGGGUCUACCCCCAGUCCAAGUACCGCUACAACCGCGUCUUCUUCGCCAACGACACGUACCUGCCGAGCCAGAUGCCGGCGGCGCUCAAGCCCUACCGCGACGACGAGCUCCGGAACCUCCGGGGCGACGACCAGCAGGGCCCGUACCAGGCGCACGACCGCGUCUACCGCUACGACGUCUACAACGACCUCGGCAACCCGGACGGCGGCAACCCGCGCCCCACCCUGGGGGGCUCCAAGCACCACCCCUACCCUCGCCGCGGCCGCACGGGCCGGAGGCCCACGGAGACGGACCACGACUGCGAGAGCAGGCUCACGCUGCUGGAUGACGACGUCUACGUGCCGCGCGACGAGCGCUUCGGCCACAUCAAGUCGGCCGACUUCCUCGGCUACUCCAUCAAGGCGCUCGUCGACGGCAUCGUGCCGGCGCUCAAGGGCUACGUCGGCGUCGAGUUCAACUCCUUCAAGGAUAUUAUCCGGCUGUACGAGGGAGGCAUCAAGGUGCCCGACGUCCCCGCGCUCGAGGAGAUCCGCAAGCAGUUCCCGCUCCAGCUCAUCAAGGACCUCAUGCCCGUCGGCGGCGACUUCCUCCUCAAGCUCCCCAUGCCCAAGAUCAUCAAAGAGGACAAGAAAGCUUGGAUGAGCGAUGAUGAGUUCGCCAGGGAGAUACUCGCCGGCGUGAACCCCAUGAUCAUCAAGCGUCUCACGGAGUUCCCUCCGAAAAGCACGCUGGACCCGAGCAAGUACGGCGACCAUACGAGCACCAUCACGGCGGCGCACAUCGAGAGGAACCUGGAGGGCCUGACCGUGCAGCAGGCGCUGGAGAGCAACCGGCUGUACGUAGUUGACCACCACGACCACUACAUGCCGUUCCUGGUCGAGAUCAACAACCUGGACGACAACUUCAUCUACGCCACCCGGACGCUGCUGUUCCUCCGCGGCGACGGCACGCUGGCGCCGGUGGCCAUCGAGCUCAGCCUCCCUGAGCUCCGCGACGGCAUCACCGCCGCCAAGAGCACUGUGUACACGCCCACGUCCACCACCGGCGCCGAGGCGUGGGUGUGGCACCUCGCCAAGGCCUACGUGAACGUGAACGACUACUGCUGGCACCAGGGCAUCAGCCACUGGCUCAACACCCACGCCGUGAUGGAGCCCUUCAUCAUCGCCACCAACCGGCAGCUCAGCGUGACGCACCCCGUGCACAAGCUGCUCCUCCCGCACUACCGCGACACCAUGAACAUCAACGCCCUCGCGCGCCAGAAGCUCAUCAACGCCGGCGGCAUCUUCGAGAUGACCGUCUUCCCUCGCAAGUACGCGAUCGAGAUCUCCUCCAAGGUCUACGGGAGCUGGAGCUUCGCCGACCAGGCCCUCCCCAACGACCUCGUCAAGAGAGGCAUGGCCGUCGAGGAUCCCUCGAGCCCGUACAAGGUGCGGCUGCUGAUCGAGGACUACCCGUACGCGUCGGACGGGCUGGCGAUCUGGCACGCCAUCGAGCAGUGGGUGGCUGAGUACCUGGCCAUCUACUACCCCGACGACGGCGUGCUCCAGGCCGACGCCGAGCUGCAGGCGUGGUGGAAGGAGGCGCGCGAGGUUGGGCACGCCGACCUCAAGGACGAGCCGUGGUGGCCGAGGAUGACGACGGUGGCGGAGCUGACCAGGGCCUGCGCCACCAUCAUAUGGAUCGCGUCGGCGCUGCACGCCGCCGUCAACUUCGGGCAGUACCCCUACUGCGGGUACCACCCGAACCGGCCGUCGGUUAGCCGGAGGCCGAUGCCGGCGCCGGGCACGGAGGAGUACGCGGAGCUGGAGCGCGACCCGGAGAGGUUCUUCGUGCGCUCCAUCACCUGCCAGUUCCAGGCCGUGGUGGGGAUCUCGCUGCUGGAGAUCCUGUCCAGCCACUCCUCCGACGAGGUGUACCUCGGCCAGCGGGACACGCCGGGGUGGACGUCGGACGCCAGGGCGCAGGAGGCGUUCAAGAGGUUCGGCGCGCGGCUGGCCGAGAUCGAGAAGCGCGUGGAGGCCAUGAACGCGGACCCCCGGCUCAAGAACCGCAACAGCCCGGCAAAGUUCCCGUACACGCUGCUCUCCCCCAACGUCUCCGACCGCGAGAACGCCGGCGUCACCGCCAGGGGCAUCCCCAACAGCAUCUCCAUCUGAUGGAUCGGCUGAGGAUAACAAUAUUCAACGAGGAAGUAGCGGUGGGUGAUUCCCGUUAUAUUCUGUUUCAUUUCAUCCAUGAGAAGUGUGUGGAGUGGUGUGACAAUAAAGGAUUUGUAGCCUUGGGCGUGUACCAAUGAUGUACUUGCAUUGCUUUGUAAUUGUAAGGUAUCCCAAUAAUGAAGCGAAUAUAUAUCCUGGUCAUUUGGUGUUUGCUUU
Molecule: messenger RNA, 2891 nt
Organism: Setaria italica (foxtail millet)
Lineage: Eukaryota; Viridiplantae; Streptophyta; Magnoliopsida; Poales; Poaceae
Product: linoleate 9S-lipoxygenase 2
Exons: 5
Coding region: 78-2672 (864 amino acids)
Biological process (GO): lipid oxidation
Molecular function (GO): metal ion binding; protein binding; oxidoreductase activity, acting on single donors with incorporation of molecular oxygen, incorporation of two atoms of oxygen
Source: RefSeq, a predicted model, not a curated record